UAGGUUAAGCACCAAAUUGGGUAACUGUCCAGCGGCAGCACCUGCUGGAACUGAUCAUCCCGAGCUGGAGAAAGACCGGCACUGCUUUGAUACCAACAAACAUUUUGGCCAGCAAUCGAUCCAAGACCGGACUUUCGGACUUAAAAUGCCAACUGUGAAAGACAAGGCAAAAGAAUAUCUAACUGUGAAGGACCUGCAGAAGGUUUUGGACUCCUGUAAGCUACACCUCAACCAAAUUGAUGAAGUAUGGCCGAAUAUAUACAUAGGAAAUGUAGUGAAGCUAGCAGAAGUGGAGCAUCAAGAUAUGCCCAGAGGCCUCAACAGCAUGGCAAGCCCUGAGGUGCAGGCGGGCAGGUAUGAGACCCCCACGGCUUCUGAACUGCACAGGCUGAUGUGGACAAAGAAAGGCGGCAACGAGCAUAUGGACGAAGUUUACCCCGGGAUCUAUAUUGGAGACAUGUACGCAGCUAAAGACAAGAAGACACUCCAGGCUCAGCGCGUCACCCAUGUGCUCAACGCUGCUGACGGGAAAUUCAACGUGAACACGGGACCCGGCUUUUACAGGGACACCAACAUCGUUUAUCAUGGAGUGGAAGCUUUUGACAUGUCUUCCUUUGACCUGAGUCCCUUCUUUUACCCGGCGGCCAAUUUUAUCAAGAACGCUCUAAGUCUGCCAGCAGGUAAGGUUUUGGUCCAUUGCGCGAUGGGGCUCAGCCGCUCCUCUACCUUGGUUCUGGCCUACCUGAUGAUCCAUGAGAACAUGACUCUGGCGGACGCCAUCAAAACGGUCAGCGCCAACAGGAAUGUUUCGCCCAACGAGGGAUUCCUGGAGCAGCUUCGAAGUCUGGACAAAAAACUGCACUGCCAUUAAGCAGCUAGAGCAUCGAUGAGAGGAGCUAAUUAGGCUUAAUUAUAUUGUUGCCUCCUGCUGAUAUCUGUGUUUGAAGCUGUUAUUACAACAAAGAUAUUAUGUAAAUUGUU
Messenger RNA from Fundulus heteroclitus (mummichog), 981 nucleotides. RefSeq names its product dual specificity protein phosphatase 13. Bases 146 to 871 code for a protein of 241 amino acids. Gene Ontology annotation, cellular component: cytoplasm. Gene Ontology annotation, biological process: protein dephosphorylation; negative regulation of MAPK cascade. The record is from RefSeq and is a predicted model, not a curated record. Lineage: Eukaryota; Metazoa; Chordata; Actinopteri; Cyprinodontiformes; Fundulidae. Gene Ontology annotation, molecular function: protein tyrosine/serine/threonine phosphatase activity; MAP kinase phosphatase activity. The transcript is spliced from 4 exons.